Messenger RNA from Calidris pugnax (ruff), 1527 nucleotides. It is a transcript of the gene ARHGEF39, whose product is annotated as Rho guanine nucleotide exchange factor 39. Gene Ontology annotation, cellular component: plasma membrane. The coding region runs from base 148 to 1164 and encodes 338 amino acids. Gene Ontology annotation, molecular function: guanyl-nucleotide exchange factor activity. Gene Ontology annotation, biological process: positive regulation of cell migration. The transcript has 11 exons. The record is from RefSeq and is a predicted model, not a curated record. Lineage: Eukaryota; Metazoa; Chordata; Aves; Charadriiformes; Scolopacidae.
GGGGCGGCGGCGGGGAGCAGCAGAAAUUGGCCUGCAGUAUGAAAAUCAUGACUGCUACCUACCCUGGCUAAAGGUGCUCUGCGAAUGGUAGCAUUUUAGUCUAUUAUUGGAUCGGUUACCUUUCUGUAUGUCAGCUCUGAGGCCACCAUGAGUGAUUCGCCCCUGCUGUUCAUGGCUGGAUCACGCACUGUUGAAGAGCAGAGAGCUCGCUGGGAGAGAAAGCGCAGCCGGACAGCCAAGGAGCUGCUGGAAACAGAACACAAAUACCUCGAGCAGCUAGAUUUGGUGGUCACAUUCUUUGUGAAAAUUUUAAAGGCCAAAGGGACGCUGAAACCUGCUGUGUUGGAAACCAUAUUUGGACCCCUGGAAUCCAUAUAUUCAGCCAGCCAUGUUCUGUCGCUUCACCUGGAGAGAGGGAAUUUGGGACCAGGAUUGGAAAAUUUCUGUCAGAAUGUGGAGGUUUAUGGCCACUAUGCUGAGAAUUCAGAGCAGGCAAAUAAAACCUUGAAGGAGCAAUUGAGGAAAAACAAGUCAUUCCGACGGUUUAAGAAGCUCCAGGAGAAUCGACCUCAGUUUCAAGGGAGGAAGCUAGAGGAUCUGCUUCCUUUGCCCCUGCAGAGGUUGCACCAGUACAAACAUUUCUUCAGAGACCUGCUGGAGAACACCAGCCCAGACAGCGCUGAGUACCAGAAACUUGCAAAAGCUGUGAAAUCUGUAUCUGAGGUAUCUUGCUGGGUCCAAGACAUCAUUCAUCAGAGAGAGAACUCAUUGCAGCUACUUCGGGUUCAGAAACUGCUGAAAGGACAAAAGACCCAGAUUUUGACUCCAGGGCGCUGGUACAUCCGGGAAGGCUGGCUUUUGGUGGUGCCUUCAAAGGGAGAAGAACUGAAGCGCAGGAUGUUCUUCCUUUUUUCCGAUAUCUUGAUUGCAACAAAGCCCUGCCACCCGCUGCACCCACUAAACUCGAACAAACUGGCGUGCCAGGCUGUCUACCCGCUUCACCAGUGCGUGGUGGACAAAGUGUUUGGCCACACACGGAGCCAGGGAGGGCUCCUCAGUCUUUCCUUUCCACACAAGACGCUGUUGUUGAUGUCCAGCGACCAACAAGAUAUUAAUGACUGGUAUCGGAGUCUCACAGCUGCAGUCAGGCAGCUGAAAGCCUGACCCACCUGAGCACAAGACAGACUGCAGGACCACUACCCCUCCUGGUAGAAGCCUACACCAUAUUAGGAAAUGGUCAAGGACAUGUAAGAGUUGCAUUUAGAGGGACAACACACUGUGCUUGUGAGAUUAUAAAUGCUUUGUCAGCUGUCCUAACCUUAAUACAGAUAUUGCAAAAAACAGAGGUGUGCACACUAAGGAUUUGUAUAUAAAGUCUGUAUCAAGACUUUCCUCCAACCUGGCUUAGAGGCUUCCAGCUUUUCUACACCUUUUUUUUUCCCCUCAGGUUAUUAAUUUAACAACAAGUAGAAGAGAGCCUGCCUUGCUUUCUCUCAUUAAAUGUUUUUAUCCAACUGCCUUUCUAAA